GCAGAUUUAUGUGUUGAACUUUCGGCUCAAGGUGCGGCUCAAGACCGCCGGACUUGUCCCGAGCAGCCUGAUGCGUCCACGAGCGACCUGUGAAGAAGUUGAGGCUUGCAAUCAUGUGGUCCCGCAGCCAAAAGCGUGGAGCUUGUCACCUGUGCAAGCUCCAUUGCUGUGGCUUCUACUAUUGGGCCGAUACUUCUCCACUGCAUCAGCUGCCGUUGUCGUAGAGAUGUGUACGAACAUCCGAGAGGAUUUGGGGUCGACAUCUUGUGAGGAUCUCCUUGACGGAAAUGGCAAAGGUUUUCGACUGGUUGGAACUAUGGCAAGUCCUCUCAGUUACAAUGGUGCCAGCUUCAACAUUGACAUCGAUGGCUUUACAUCUGGCUCGCGGAAUGUUUGCAUGCUAGCAGCGUUCGGCAAUGGGGGCGUGGUGCCAUCGAAUUGCCAGCCUGGCACCGGCACUCAGGCGACUGCCUUUGAUGGCGAUUUGGGGCCAAUCUACUUUGGCCCCCUCGCAGAUUUAUGUGGCUACAACGACCUGCCUUUUGAUCCAGGACAUACAAUCGAUUGGUCAUACCCGUUAGGGACGAGCUGCGUGGGGGAUUCAACCAUGGAUCUUGGCCUGACAUCGAUCGAUUGUGUCUUUUCCAUGAGCUGCGAACUUGGAACGACCACCACUAUCGCGCCCACGACCAUCACUACCAGCACUAGCACUAGCACCAGCAGCAGCAGCAGCAGCAGCAGUAGCACCAGCAGCAGCAGCAGCACCAGCAGCAGCACCAGCAGUACUAGCAGUACGUCUUCCUCUACAACAACCAGUAGUAGCAGCGCUACUAACACGCACACCACUACAUCAGGCACAGAGACCGAGACCAGUACGACCUCAGAAACUUUUACAUUGACAUCCCAGACAUUGACCUCAACAAUGACACUAACCUCGACAGAAACAACGACAGGUGUGACUGUGACUGAGACAUCGACGGUGACAGCAACAUUGACUGCUACUGUACCAACGACCGUAUCAUCUACAGCCACCGUGACAGUAACGGAACCAACCACCACAGUUUCUGAGACCACAGCAACUGUGACAGCAACGACCUCUGCGACAGCUGCGACUACCGCAGAGGCUUCCCCGACCACAACAACCACAACCACGACAACGACCACGACAACGACCACGACCACCACCACGACAACGACUACCACUACCAGUGCGACCACAACGACCACCACGACCACCACGACCACAACGACCACCACAACCACUACCGGUGAUAGUACCACCACUGGGCAAGCAAUCACGACAACAACGACCGUAACGACCGACGCCACAAGCUUCAGCGAAGGGUCGCCCUGUCCUGAUGUGCCUGUGAUCCCGCACAGCGAGCCCCUUGAUAGCUGCACUGGCACCGAGAGCGGUUCGUUCUGUUCUGUUGCAUGCCUCCCAGGCUACGCUGCAAAGGACCCUCGAAUUCUUCAAUGCAGAGAUGGUCGUUGGCAAGUGCGAGGUGAGUGCUUCUUGGAGGGCGUCAAUGUGACUGAAGCCAGCGCUGCGCAGAUCCUUCUACGCUUGAGCUUGGAUUUAGAGGGAAUGAAUGCAAGUGAUGGCUUCGCUUGGGCCGAGCAGCACUUGGACCACCUCUACCGAGCGUUUGGUAAGACGAUUGAUGUACAUCCAGCAGAGCUGCGCCUCCAGUUGCUGCCAAGCUCCUUGGGUCGUCGCUUGGGGCAAACGACCUUGGCCUUCGAUGUCCGCCUGACCCUUUUGCUCGAAGCAAAUGUGUCCACCUUGUCUUUGCAGGAAGCGAUGCAGGACUUGGCGUACCUCGCAGAUGUGACAGGCAUCUCCCACUUCGAAGAUGCUUUGCAGAAGGAACUUGAAAGUGCAGGAAGCGCCUCCACUGUCACAAGGGUUAUUCUUGGAACCCUGGGCUCAGCAGAGGUCAUUGAGAACUAUUUCUUGCCAGAACCAUUUUGGAUUGUUGGCCCCUGGGACACAGCAGCCUGCGCAGCUGCCUGUGGGGAAGCCUCAGAGAUUGCAGAGGUCACCUGUAGCCGUGGCUCUUGGCUGCUUUGCUCAGGUCCUGCAGAAUUGCUGGCGGGACCUCAGCCAUCCUCAGAGCGGCCUUGCUCAUCAUGCCCUGCAACCACAGCCUCCAUACCUGGCUGGGUUCUUCUGGCAGCUUUGGGCGUCGGCCUGUGCUGCUGCACGAUCAUGGGCUUCUGCCUUGCAAAGCGGUGUUUGAAAUCCAUGUCUCGCGCACUGCCACAGCAGGGCUAUACUGGACAGCAGAACUUGGGAGAUGUUGGAACACAGGCAUAUCACGUGGAGCCAGGCUUGAGGACUGCGAAAUCCAGGAAGAGCGCAAGCUCGGGAGGCGAUGGAGAGGGCUUCCUGCAGCGGCUGCGGACGAUGAAGACCAUGAAAUCGACCACCACAGCAAAGAGUUCGCGGUCCCGAAAGACUGCAAAGUCUGAUGAAGAGGUGAAAUCAGCGAAAACCAAAGUCGUUUGGGACCUGGACAUGGAGGAGAUCAAAACGAGCUUUGCAUAUGGACAGUCCCGAGCUGAAGGACGCGGUCCGCGCAACACCUUCGAAAUAGAAUGUGACGUGGACUUGGAAGAUCCGGUGGCUCUGGAACCAAGCUGGGAUGAAGAACAACAACGAAGGCAACCAAGUGACAAGAGGCCGUGGUCUCCCAGCUCCAGUCUCUCCAGACCAUCCCGCCAGCGUUCUGGUACCUUGUUGGAUGGGCCCGAGUCGCCCAUGCACAAAGCAGAUACGGAGCUGACGAUUAUGCGCUCGAGUCUGUAAGGCAUCGCACGUGUAAGACAUGCUGAGGGGUGCCAUGGUGCCCAUUAAAAUGCUCUGUCAGAGACAGGCAAAUUAGGUAACACGCAUCCCGUUCCCCUAGCAGGACACAGAGAUGUCCUCCUUGCAUCCUCCAAAGGAUGUAGCAGACAAAGCCAAAGAGUUCUGAGAGACCC
This is a messenger RNA of Durusdinium trenchii, 2985 nucleotides long. The record is from the annotation of a GenBank genome assembly. NCBI's taxonomy places the organism in Eukaryota, Dinophyceae, Suessiales, Symbiodiniaceae.